AUGGAUGAGCGCAGGGAAGAGCAGAUCGUGCAGCUGUUGAAUACUGUCCAAACUAAAAAUGAGAAGGAGCAGGAAGCCAUGUCCUGGUGGUCUGGGGAUGAAGAAGGACCUACUCCAGAACAGCCUGCGAAAGUGAAACCAGAGGCUGAGAAAGCUCCUUUAAGACAGAGACCAGCCUUGGAAAAAACAUUUCUUGAUCAGGAUGUGGAAUAUCUCUUUGAAAAAAAUGAGCAAGAUACUGAUUUAGAUAAGCAACUUAAAGAAGAUUUAAGAAAGAAGAAAUCUGAUCCUAGAUAUAUUGAAAUGCAGAGAUUCCGAGAGAAACUCCCUUCGUAUGGGAUGAGACAGGAACUUGUAAACCUUAUAAACAAUAACCGAGUGACAGUGAUAAGUGGUGAAACUGGUUGUGGGAAGACAACCCAAGUUACACAGUUCAUCUUGGAUGAUUACAUAGGGCGAGGGAAAGGCUCGACGUGCAGGAUUGUCUGUACUCAGCCUAGGAGGAUCAGUGCUAUCUCGGUGGCUGAGAGAGUUGCCACUGAGAGGGCGGAAGCAUGUGGUAGUGGCAAUAGUACAGGGUACCAAAUUCGUCUGCAGAGCCGGUUACCAAGGAAACAAGGUUCAAUUUUGUACUGUACCACAGGCAUUGUCCUGCAGUGGCUCCAGUCAGAUAAGCACUUGUCCAGCAUUAGCCAUGUAGUCCUUGAUGAAAUUCAUGAAAGAAAUCUUCAGUCAGAUGUUUUAAUGAGCAUUAUUAAAGAUCUUCUGAAUAUUCGCUUGGAUCUGAAAGUAAUACUAAUGAGUGCUACUUUAAAUGCAGAGAAGUUUUCGGAGUAUUUUGAUAAUUGUCCAAUGAUUCACAUACCUGGGUUCACUUUCCCUGUGGUGGAAUAUCUUCUCGAAGAUGUAAUUGAGAAGCUGAGGUAUGUCCCAGAAAACACAGACCGUCGUCCACGCUGGAAGAAAGGCUUCAUGCAAGGACAUGUAAGCAGACCAGAAAAAGAAGAAAAAGAGGAGAUCUACAGGGAACGAUGGCCAGACUAUUUAAGGCAGCUGCGGGGCAGGUAUUCAGCAAGUACCAUAGAUGCCUUGGAAAUGAUGGAUGAUGACAAGGUGGACCUUGACCUUAUAGCAGCACUUAUCAGACACAUCGUUCUGGAAGAAGAGGAUGGUGCAAUUCUAGUGUUUCUUCCAGGCUGGGACAACAUUAGCACUUUGCAUGAUCUCUUGAUGUCACAAGUCAUGUUUAAGUCAGAUAGGUUUAUUAUCAUACCUUUACAUUCAUUGAUGCCUACUGUUAACCAGACUCAGGUUUUUAAGAAGACCCCGCCAGGAGUAAGAAAAAUCGUGAUUGCUACCAACAUUGCAGAGACUAGCAUUACAAUAGAUGACGUCGUGUUUGUUAUAGAUGGUGGAAAAAUAAAGGAAACUCACUUUGACACACAGAACAACAUCAGCACCAUGGCAGCAGAGUGGGUUAGUAAAGCUAAUGCCAAGCAGAGGAAAGGUCGAGCAGGAAGAGUUCAGCCAGGCCACUGUUACCAUCUAUACAAUGGACUGCGUGCUAGCCUUCUAGAUGAUUAUCAGUUACCAGAGAUCUUGAGGACACCUUUGGAAGAACUCUGCUUACAAAUCAAGAUUCUAAAGCUUGGUGGAAUUGCUUAUUUUCUGAGUAAACUAAUGGAUCCACCAUCUCGUGAUGCUGUAAUGUUGGCCAUAAAUCAUCUGAUGGAACUGAAUGCCUUGGACAGACAAGAAGAACUGACUCCACUAGGUGUCCAUUUAGCACGAUUACCAGUUGAACCGCAUAUUGGAAAGAUGAUCCUCUUUGGAGCUUUAUUCUGCUGCUUGGAUCCAGUAUUGACAAUUGCAGCUAGCCUCAGCUUCAAAGACCCUUUCGUCAUUCCUCUGGGUAAAGAGAAGGUAGCAGAUGCAAGAAGAAAGGAACUGUCAAAGAACACGAAAAGUGAUCAUCUGACUGUCGUGAAUGCUUUCACGGGCUGGGAAGAGACUCGGCGUCGUGGUUUCAGAACUGAGAAAGACUAUUGCUGGGAAUAUUUCCUGUCUUCAAAUACACUCCAGAUGCUGCAUAACAUGAAAGGACAGUUUGCCGAGCAUCUCCUUGCAGCUGGGUUUGUGAAUAGCAGAGACCCCAAGGAUCCCAAAUCUAAUACCAACUCAGGUAAUGAGAAGUUGCUCAAAGCCGUCAUCUGUGCUGGUUUAUAUCCAAAAGUUGCAAAGAUCCGGCCAAGCUUCAGCAAAAAGAGAAAAAUGGUGAAAGUUUGCACCAAGACAGAUGGAACAGUUAAUAUUCAUCCUAAAUCGGUUAAUGUGGAGGAAACAGAGUUCCAUUAUAACUGGCUUGUCUACCAUUUGAAGAUGAGAACUAGCAGUAUUUACUUGUAUGAUUGUACGGAGGUCUCUCCAUACUGCCUCUUGUUCUUCGGAGGAGAUAUAUCCAUUCAGAAAGAUAAAGAUCAGGAGACCAUCGCUGUGGAUGAAUGGAUCGUUUUCCAGUCUCCAGCAAGAAUAGCGCACUUAGUUAAGAAUUUAAGACAAGAGCUCGAUGAUCUUCUACAAGAAAAAAUAGAAAACCCACAUCCCGUGGACUGGAAUGAUAUUAAAUCCAGGGAUACAGCAGUACUGACAGCUAUUAUAGACUUAAUCACAACGCAGGAGAAUGAAAGUGUCAGAAACUAUGCUCCACGAUUCCAGGGUGAACGCUAUAGUUGA
Pterocles gutturalis (yellow-throated sandgrouse) is the source of this 2733-nucleotide messenger RNA. It is a transcript of the gene DHX36, whose product is annotated as DEAH (Asp-Glu-Ala-His) box polypeptide 36. The transcript is spliced from 24 exons. The record is from RefSeq and is a predicted model, not a curated record. Gene Ontology annotation, molecular function: ATP binding; G-quadruplex RNA binding; DNA helicase activity. Lineage: Eukaryota; Metazoa; Chordata; Aves; Pterocliformes; Pteroclidae. Gene Ontology annotation, cellular component: cytoplasm; intracellular anatomical structure; nucleus. Bases 1 to 2733 code for a protein of 910 amino acids.